Molecule: messenger RNA, 2823 nt
Organism: Monodelphis domestica (gray short-tailed opossum)
Lineage: Eukaryota; Metazoa; Chordata; Mammalia; Didelphimorphia; Didelphidae
Product: nephrocan-like
Cellular component (GO): plasma membrane
Molecular function (GO): protein binding
Source: RefSeq, a predicted model, not a curated record
AUGUAUUUUCUUUGUACCUUUCUUGUCCUGCUUUCCUUUGGUGAUGGUUUCCAUCCUAACUGCCCUAGAAGAUGCAGCUGUGAUUCCAAGCAAUCAGUCCAGUGCUAUAGACUCAUAGAAAUACCUUCACGAAUGCCUUCCACAAUCAAGAGAAUUUACAUCAGCCACAGUAAAAUAAAAAACCUCAAGUUAUCUAAUAUCACCAAAACACUGGCCCUGGAAGAAUUUAUUCUAUUGGCCAGUGGCACGGAGUCUGUUGAAAAUGACACCUUCAAAACUUUGAAUACAUUGAAGACUUUGGAACUCUGGAAAAAUAAACUAAGACGAAUCCCCACAGCCCUCCCAAACAGCCUUGAAGUGCUGAAACUCAAUGAUAAUUCAAUAAAUGUUUUGCAUGAAUCAGAUUUUGAAGGCUUGAAAAAGUUACAAGUACUUGAGCUACAAAACAACAUGGUCUCUACUCUCUCCUUCAGCACACUUUCCUCCCUUAUUAAUCUGCAAAAUUUGGUGUUGGAUGGCAACAAUAUGGAAUCUCUGACUGGUCCAUUUAAACUUCCUCAUUUAAAACAUCUGAGUAUAGAGAAUAAUAAGCUACAUUUCCUACCAGGAAACUUCUUUGCAUCUCUUCAAUCAUUACAGUUUCUUAGUUUAAGUGGCAAUUCACUGACUAAAGUCCCUAAUGAGCUACCAAAGUCUUUGCUGUCUUUAAAGCUGGAGAGGAACCAGCUCCAAGUAGUAAGAUUUCAGGAGAUGAAACAUCUGGAGAACCUUUCUCAUCUUUUCCUUUCUGCCAAUUCACUUUCUUCUAUUGAGGGAGCCCAAUUUCUUCCUAAUUUAACAACUCUUGAGAUAUCUCAGAAUCAACUUCAGACUUUGCCCAUCAGAUUGCCAACAAAACUACAGAAACUUGACUGUAGUAACAAUCUGAUUCAGAGAGUAACACUUCAAGACUUCCAGGACCUGAGAGACCUGAAACAUUUGUUUUUAGACAACAACAUGGUCAGCUUAUUUGAGGUGGGAGCCCUUCAGAGAUGUGUUCAACUUUCUAACCUGGCCCUGGAACAGAACCUCCUGCUGUCAAUACCUCUCAGGCUUCCAGAUACUUUAGCCAGACUAGAUCUAAAAGGAAAUGCCAUACAGGAUAUUGGUGAGCAGGAAUUAAAGAAUUUGAAGCAGCUACAGGUUCUGAAUCUUCGAAACAAUAAGAUAUCUGCAUUAGAUCUCAAAGUUCUGGAAAGUUUACCACGGCUGAGAUACCUCUACCUGGAUGGAAAUCCUUGGAACUGUACCUGUAAUCUUCUCAGGGCUAGGAAGGUCCUGAUGGCCAAGGGAAUGGAUGUGAGAGGAGGGCAGUGUGCAGCUCCAGCAGAAAGACAAGGAGAAAGCUGGAUGUCAUCAAAGAAUAUCAUGAGACACUGUGAGGGUAAUUCCUAUCUGACUGAGAAAAGCAAAGAGAUCAGAAAGAAACUUAAACCCGAGGACCACUCUAGCAUCAUAAUGAACAUGGAUGAUGACUAUUAUGAUUAUGAACUAGAUUAAGUAAGACCAAGAUGGUUUGAACAAAAACUUUUAAUGUUCUAAUCACAGCAUUUUACUAGCAAAGAUUACCAUAACAUAGAAAUGGCAGCAUCACAUACAUCCCAUCAAACAUUUUGUUCUGUGAGGAUUUUUGUUUUAAAGGGAUAAUUUUUGUUCUUUUCUUAAAGAACAGAAAAGGAAUUAUUAGAAGCUGGAUUGAGAAGUCAAAGAUUGUGAAGGAAAAGAAUCUUAACAUAGGGUUUCUUAUCUUUUAAUAUGAUAUAGCAACUCUUCAAAUUGGAUUUUGGGGAAAAAUACCAAAUGCUAACUUGAUUCCAAACAUCAGAGUUCUUAUUACACGGUGCUUUCUAUCAAUUUCUGUUGCAAUCACUUUGGGAUCAUAGGAUAAUAGAUUUAGAACAAGAAAUCUUUAAAAUUUAUCCACGUCAAAACUCUUAUAUUUAUUGAUGAGAAAACUGACAUCCAAAGAGUUUAAGCGAUUUUGCUCAUAAUCAUACAGUUAGCAAGGGGCUGAGUCAGGGCUGACACCCAGGUCCCUGGAUUUCUACUGCAAAUCUGGACAAAGAAGGUGAUUUGAAUGAGGAUCUUUAAGGUCUAUCUAUGUCUGAAUCUAUGAUCCUAUGAGUCUAUGAAGGUGGCAUUCCUAUUCAUGAAGACAUUAUAACAUUCUACCAGUUAAACUUUGUGCUUUGAAUUAGAAUAAAUAAGAAAAAAUAAGCAAAAGGAAGUCAAUGUAAUUAAGGGAGGAGUAUGCUGUCAAAUGUUUAGCAAACAGCACUCUCUAGGAGAAAAAUAUACCUAUGACACACUUUUAAGUUUAAUCUGAUUUAUUAAUAUUUUUCUGUCACUUUAUUAAGUCUAAACAAUAGUAAACCAAGCCCUGAUUUGAAGUAUUGGUGCCAUUUUCCAAGGCAUAAAUGCUCAAAUUCGAAUUUAACAAUUGGCUCUCACCAGUCCAUAUAAGCAAGGCUCCAGCUUGACACCCUUGUACCUAUGCCAUAAUUCUUAAUAGAAUUGGCUAAAGGCAUGCAAGUUCAUGUACCCAACUAGUAUUGACAGGACAUUUGUUUGUUACUGAUACCCAGAAGAAUCACUGUGAAGUUAAUUUUCAGAUGAGGAGCAAUUUUUACCCCUCUUCCUUCACUGGGGCUAGUUCAGGGAACAAUAUUCUCUAAAGGUUCAAAGAGAUCUUUCUUCACAGUGGUGAUGAGGUCAGCUAGUAAAAUUUUUUGUGUGGUAUAGAGAGCCCAAUCCAUUAUGGUUUCCUUUAUCCACAGAUCUACA